Molecule: messenger RNA, 1425 nt
Organism: Planococcus citri (citrus mealybug)
Lineage: Eukaryota; Metazoa; Arthropoda; Insecta; Hemiptera; Pseudococcidae
Product: chromobox protein homolog 1-like
Exons: 2
Coding region: 312-842 (176 amino acids)
Biological process (GO): chromatin organization; negative regulation of transcription by RNA polymerase II
Cellular component (GO): pericentric heterochromatin; nucleus
Molecular function (GO): chromatin binding
Source: RefSeq, a predicted model, not a curated record
UGUGUUUGAAGCUUACCCUACCGCAUAGGUAGAAAAAUAUUCGACAUAUUUCCCUUCCUGCUCUCCCCCUCGUGUUUUAGUUUGGCAUAAAUUGAUGUUUGGAUGAUCGAAAAGUAUUCCCACAAUUUUGUUGAAUACGAGUAGUAAAAUUCUGAAAUUGAAUUAUAGUUAAUUUACAAUUUCGAAGGUAUUACACGCAUCACUAGGUGUUUCUUGUGUGUGAUCGUCGAGUUGAUGUGUUUCGUUUACGUAUCGGUACUUUUUAAAAAUCCACCAUAGUCAAGUUAUUGGAAUAUUUCAUCAGGUACGAAAUGGGCAGCGGUAACAAAUCCGAUGAUAAAAGCAGCGAAGCCGAAGAAGAAUAUUCGGUCGAGAAAAUCCUCGAUAAACGUACUCGUAGCGGUAAAGUGGAAUAUUAUCUGAAAUGGAAAGGUUACGAUGACGACGAGAACACCUGGGAACCGGUGGAAAACCUAGAUUGUCCAGCUCUGAUAGCCGAAUUCGAAGAAAACUAUAAACGAAAAAACGACGAAUCGAGCAGCAAACGUAAACGAGCCCCGCAGACACCUCCGGUCACCUCGACCACCGUCACUAAGCAGAAAAAAAUCGAAAAACCGUCCGAAAAUCGUGGUUUCUCACGUGGCUUAGAAGCUGAGAAAAUCGUCGGCGCUACCGAAUCGGACGGCGUUCUGCAAUUUCUCAUCAAGUGGAAAAAUUGCGAAGAAGUUGAUACCGUCGUGGCUAAAGAAGCGAAUCAGAAAUGUCCUCAGAUCGUCAUCGAUUUCUACGAAGAAAGGCUUACAUGGCAUAAUAUAGAAAAUGGCAAAGUACCCUCGAAGUAAAACAACACUACGUCGACGUUUGUAUAGCUCACGAUGUUCAUAUUUUUUGUACCAUUUUAUUUGUAUUUCUCGUGUCGUCGCUAAAGUUAUAUACUAUAGGGUGACUUAUGAAAUUCUUAUGUAUUAAUUUGUGGAUGAAGAUCUUUAUUAGAAAGUUUGAAUGUAAAUUGUAACUCUAGCAUGAUGGAAAAUCUUUGUGUAUUAACCUAGUAGGUACGUCUUGUGUUUCGUUGUAAGCGUUUUUCUGUACGAGCGUAUGCUUCGACGUGGUUGUUGUAAUGCUUAAUUUCUUCGCUAUUAUUGCCAUGUUUUGAAAUAUAAGAACGCCUUUAUAGGUUUUGAGUGUUUUUAUGUCUCGACAUUAUUGCAUUAAGAAUUAUAUAGUAAUUUAAUUGUAUUGAGGAUUAAUUUAUUCGUAUAAAUAUUAAUUAAGUACAACUCCAACUUUGUUUUGUUUUGUAUUCUUAUAAAUAGAUCGUAAGUUGACGGAUUUUAAGUAUGUAGUGGAACAAUUUAAUAAGUGUAUUUUCUUAUACAGAGUUGUGUCUUGUCUUAUUGAAUACUGAUUUUGUUUUAUUCUGUA